GAAACCACCACAGAAGAAAAAAAACCAGGAAACUAAACACAGGUGACCUGAAAAUCUCAGAAUCAUAGAAAAUCAUGAAUAUUUUUGGUUAAAACACCUGAAAAAGAACCUUUCGGGCAUGGGGGAGAGCUGCUGGUCCUGAAUCUGCCCUGAGUAGUUUUGCUUUUUCAGAUCUAAGGAACGUAUCAGAGAUGAGGAGCAGCCUCCUUCUUGCACCCUGCAGCGACCUCCGCCACUGGGGAUUCCUGCUCGUUGUGACUCGACACUCUGAGGUUUUCAGGUUGCUCAGCUCGAGUCGCCCCAUUAGCCACAGUCUCCAGGAGAGCUACCGACGCCUGCAGCUGCCUGACGAGGGCCACAGGAGCCCGGCUCAAGUGAAGGACGCCUAUCUGCGCCUCGCCAAGCUCUACCAUCCGGACUCCGGGGCAGCAACAGCCGAUGCUGUUCUGUUUGCUCGGGUUGAGGAGGCUUACCGGGCCGUUCUGGCCCAUCAGAGCAAAGUUGGAGCAGGUGGAGUGAAGGAUGAGGAGAAUGAGGAGGAGAAAUCCAGAGGAGCCGCUCUGCAGCACAGACACUAUCUCAGCUAUGAUGGUGUGGGAAUGGGAACGCCCAGCCAGCGGGAGCGUCAGUACCGGCAGAUCCGUGUGGACCGGGCGGCUGAGCAGGUUCUGAACUACAGACAGAAGGAGCACGAGAGGGCGGCGGCAGCAGACGGAGCCAUGGUGGAACGGGAUAUGCGUCAGCGAAGUCAGAAGAUUAAGAUCACGCAGGCGGUGGAGCGGCUCGUGGAGGACCUAAUCCAGGAGUCCAUGGCUCGGGGGGACUUCCAGAACCUGAGUGGAGCGGGGAAACCCCUCAGCAAGUUUGAGUACAACCCAUACGCCGAUCCAAUGACCCAUAACCUGAACCGCAUCCUGAUCGACAAUGGGUACCAGCCUUCAUGGGUGGUGACACAGCGCGACAUCAGAGAGUCUGUAGAUCGGAUCCGAAACCGGCUGUUAGAGGGGAGGGCCCGGCUCAGCGACCCGAUGACCCCCUCAGAACAAAACCAAUGGGAGCAGCUGUGCGCAUCUGUAGAGGAGGAUCUGAUGAAACUCAACAAGAUGGUGGACAACUACAACCUGAUAGUUCCCAUGCUCAGCAUGCAGAUGGUCCACUUCAGUCUUGUCCGAGAGCUGGACCGAGCCGUGAGAGGAGCGGAGCAGCGCCGAAUGGAUCAGCUGAGAGACAAAGAGAAGGAGCGUCAAAGGAGGAAGGAGGAGAAAAAGAGAGAAAACGCUUCAAGCAAGACUAGAGCUAAAAGCCGGGGACUGGUGUCCUGGAUGCAGAGAUUCCUCCGAUGCUGAAGAGUUAGAGGAAAUGUCUCAAACUGGUACCAGAAGUACCGGUUCAGAACCAACAUCCUAAUCGAUCUGAGGUUGAAGAUUUCUCCGCUCCAGAGCACUGACGAUGUUUUGUGUAAAUAAUAGAAGAAGGAUCCCGGAUUGUUCUGGCCGGCACGGGUCGAUCACUCAUUUCAUGGAACAGUUUUAAAAAGUCGCAGGAUGAAAAACAGUUUUUCUUCCGUUGAUUAAAUGUUUGUUAAUUCAGAAAUGAGCAGAACCAAAAACAACACAAUCUUAGCUCCUCUGGGAAUUCUGCUCCAGAGUCUGAUCUAAAUCCGUGAGACUUAAUCAGGCGUCUGCAGGACUAAACGUGUUAAAGACGCAGGAAGAUGAUCAGAUUCACGAUGAUGCAAACAUCAUCAUCAUCAUCAUCGGGUUGGUGACCUUUGCUUGAAAACUAGAUUUCAUUAGUAAAAUUAUUUAAAUUAAGCUAAAGUAAAAUAUUUUAUUUGUUGUUUUAACAUAAAUCACAUCAUGUUCAGGAGGAAGUUGUUUUAUGUUUUGUUAAAAUGAUGCCUUAUGAACUCUUCAUGUCCAGGAUCUGACAACGACCCGUGUAUCGGUUCUGACCCUUUAUUGUUUAUGAGCUCAGACCUGCAGAAAUAAAUCCUGAAAAACCAAAUUAAACUAGCCAUCUUCUAAUUUUACAGAACAAA
Molecule: messenger RNA, 2041 nt
Organism: Nothobranchius furzeri (turquoise killifish)
Lineage: Eukaryota; Metazoa; Chordata; Actinopteri; Cyprinodontiformes; Nothobranchiidae
Gene: dnajc28
Product: DnaJ (Hsp40) homolog, subfamily C, member 28
Source: RefSeq, a predicted model, not a curated record